Penaeus indicus is the source of this 2508-nucleotide messenger RNA. RefSeq lists its product as uncharacterized. Gene Ontology annotation, molecular function: serine-type endopeptidase activity. Gene Ontology annotation, biological process: proteolysis. NCBI's taxonomy places the organism in Eukaryota, Metazoa, Arthropoda, Malacostraca, Decapoda, Penaeidae. The record is from RefSeq and is a predicted model, not a curated record.
CGUGAGAAAUAAGCAGGACGGAACAAGCGGGAAGCGCUGAUAACCAGCCCCGGGUCGCUUCGUCGCCGCGCAUAAAAGGCUCUCGGGUCCCUUCCUCGCCACCAGUGGCCAGCCAUGAAGUCCCUCGUGCUCUGCCUGCUCCUCGCCGGGGCCUUCGCCGCCCCCUCCAGGAAGCCCACCUUCCGCCGCGGUCUGAACAAGAUCGUCGGAGGAACUGACGUCACUCCUGGUGAGCUUCCUUACCAGCUCAGUUUCCAGGACGUCUCCUUCGGUUUCGCCUUCCACUUCUGCGGUGCCUCCAUCUACAACGAAAAUUGGGCCAUCUGCGCCGGCCACUGCGUCCAGGGCGAGGACAUGAACAACCCCGAUUACCUUCAGGUUGUUGCUGGAGAGCACAACAGGAAUGUGGAUGAGGGCAAUGAGCAGACGAUCAUCCUGUCCAAGAUCAUCCAACACGAGGACUACAACGGUUUCACCAUCAGCAACGACAUCUCCCUUCUCAAGCUGUCUCAGCCUCUGACCUUCAACGACUUCGUGGGCCCCAUUGCCCUUCCCGAAGCAGGUCACGCUGCCUCUGGUGACUGCAUCGUGUCCGGCUGGGGCGCUCUGUCUGAAGGAGGAAGCUCCCCCAGUGUCCUCCAGAAGGUGUCCGUUCCCAUCGUGUCUGACGCCGAGUGUCGCGAUGCUUAUGGCCAAACGACGUUCGAUGACUCCAUGAUCUGUGCUGGAGUGCCCGAGGGCGGCAAGGACUCGUGCCAGGGUGACUCUGGCGGCCCCAUGGUUUGCUCUGACACCGGCUCCCCCUACCUGGCCGGCAUCGUGUCCUGGGGCUACGGCUGUGCCCGUCCCAACUACCCUGGCGUCUACACCGAGGUUGCUUACUUCGUUGACUGGGUCCUGGCUAAUGCUGUCUACAGCAUUAGCCAGGACCCAGUCAACGAAGUAAGCAACCUCGGUGUAGACGCCAGGGUAGUUGGGACGGGCACAGCCGUAGCCCCAGGACACGAUGCCGGCCAGGUAGGGGGAGCCGGUGUCAGAGCAAGCCAUGGGGCCGCCAGAGUCACCCUGGCACGAGUCCUUGCCGCCCUCGGGCACUCCAGCACAGAUCAUGGAGUCAUCAACGUCGUUUUGGCCAUAAGCAUCGCGACACUCGGCGUCAGACACGAUGGGAACGGACACCUUCUGGAGGACACUGGGGGAGCUUCCUCCUUCAGACAGAGCGCCCCAGCCGGACACGAUGCAUUCACCAGAGGCAGCGUGACCUGCUUCGGGAAGGGCAAUGGGGCCCACGAAGUCGUUGAAGGUCAGAGGCUGAGACAGCUUGAGCAGGGAGAUGUCGUUGCUGAUGGUGAAACCGUUGUAGUCCUCGUGUUGGAUGAUCUUGGACAGGAUGAUCGUCUGCUCGUUGCCCUCAUCCACAUCCCUGUUGGCUUUUGGAAUGGAUGCGAGACCCACCUGAAGGUAAUCGGGGUUGUUCAUGUCCUCGCCCUGGACGCAAUGGCCGGCGCAGAUGGCCCAAUUUUCGUUGUAGAUGGAGGCACCGCAGAAGUGGAAGGCGAAGCCGAAGGAGACGUCCUGGAAGCUGAGCUGGUAGGGAAGCUCACCAGGAGUGACGUCAGUUCCUCCGACGAUCUUGUUCAGACCGCGGCGGAAGGACCGACCAUGAAGGCUGUAGUGCUGUGCCUGCUCCUCGCCGGGGCCCUCGCCGCCCCCUCCAGGAAGCCUACCUUCCGCCGCGGUCUGAACAAGAUCGUCGGAGGAACUGACGUCACUCCUGGUGAGCUUCCCUACCAGCUCAGCUUCCAGGACGUCUCCUUCGGCUUCCCCUUCCACUUCUGCGGUGCCUCCAUCUACAACGAAAAUUGGGCCAUCUGCGCCGGCCAUUGCGUCCAGGGCGAGGACAUGAACAACCCCGAUUACCUUCAGGUUGUUGCUGGAGAGCACAACAGGGAUGUGGAUGAGGGCAACGAGCAGACGAUCAUCCUGUCCAAGAUCAUCCAACACGAGGACUACAACGGUUUCACCAUCAGCAACGACAUCUCUCUGCUCAAGCUGUCUCAGCCUCUGACCUUCAACGACUACGUGGGCCCCAUUGCCCUUCCCGAAGCAGGUCACGCUGCCUCUGGUGAAUGCAUCGUGUCCGGCUGGGGCGCUCUGUCUGAAGGAGGAAGCUCCCCCAGUGUCCUCCAGAAGGUGUCCGUUCCCAUCGUGUCCGACGCCGAGUGUCGCGAUGCUUAUGGCCAAAACGACGUCGAUGACUCCAUGAUCUGUGCUGGAGUGCCCGAGGGCGGCAAGGACUCGUGCCAGGGUGACUCUGGCGGCCCCAUGGCUUGCUCUGACACCGGCUCCCCCUACCUGGCCGGCAUCGUGUCCUGGGGCUACGGCUGUGCCCGUCCCAACUACCCUGGCGUCUACACCGAGGUUGCUUACUUCGUUGACUGGGUCCUGGCUAAUGCUGUCUAAAUGAUCAUCAUAAAUACAUGAAAUAAAGAUUCAAAUUGCGAGAAA